Messenger RNA from Lasiosphaeria miniovina, 1475 nucleotides. RefSeq names its product kinase-like domain-containing protein. Gene Ontology annotation, biological process: peptidyl-threonine phosphorylation; peptidyl-serine phosphorylation. The transcript has 2 exons. The coding region runs from base 45 to 1475 and encodes 476 amino acids. NCBI's taxonomy places the organism in Eukaryota, Fungi, Ascomycota, Sordariomycetes, Sordariales, Lasiosphaeriaceae. Gene Ontology annotation, molecular function: ATP binding; protein serine/threonine kinase activity. The record is from RefSeq and is a predicted model, not a curated record.
CCUGCAUCUGGUUGUCGUCCAUAUUGUCAACGGGCGGCACCGAGAUGUCAACCUCACGCUUUUUGCCCACGGAUGAGAUAGCGAGAAUCAUCUCGCACGAAAAUCUGCAGAUACACCACAUGGAAUUGUGCGACGUGUUUGCCAGCAUUUUAUCGUGUCGGCGGAAGCUUUUUGCCAUCCUGGCUUUGAUGGGCAGGCCCUACAUGAUUGUCAAACUCAUCUGCGAGGGUAUAGUUGACGACGACCUCCCCUUCGACCAGGACCAGGAGAGCCGCACGCUGCGAUGCAGAGACAAGAAGAGAACGGUAGAGAGCCUCGUUAUCACAAAAGACCAGUGGCACCUGGAGGACUUCAAUAGCUUCUUCACCACCCAGUGGCAGUUCCUGGCGCCUCGCUUCGGCAUGGGCUGCCCUUGCGUCGUCCCGGCCAAGGUUGAGUUUGGACACAAGAAUUUUCGUAGCAUGUUCGUCCUGCCAUUUACCAAGAGCUCUGCAGUCACGGAUUCCGACUUUGAAUCCAUCUGCAAUUCGAUUGUGAGGAAGGUACAUAUCCAUCCGGCACAUAUGACGCGCUGCCCACGGAUCAUUGGCGCUGAAGUUCCCUACGCCGCCAAGAUCAUCGACGCGGGCGGCUUGGCCACGCUUGCCAGAAGCGAAAUCGAACAUCUGAGGCGCUUCGACGGGGAAGAGAACGGCAAGCGCCUCGUACAGCUGUUGUUCAGCUUUGAGUACCAGGCCCGAUUUUGUUUGAUUUUCCAGUGGGCCGACGGGAACCUGAUGCAGUUCUGGCAGCACGAUGGCAGCCAACCGCGUGGCUACAGCCUGGCCCGCUGGGUAGCCCGCGAGAUGCUAGGGCUUGCGCAAGGCCUAGAUUUGAUUCAUAACUCGCCGCCGCGGAAGCAGGGCGACCUUUCCACCAAAGGGCGACACGGCGACAUAAAGCCCGAGAACAUCUUGUGGUUCAAUAGCGACGGCAAGGACGGCAACGACUACGACUACGACGGCGACGGCGACGGCGACGGCAGACACCACCAACUGCCAACGCAGGUCCUCAAGUUCUGCGACUUUGGCUUGGCCGACUUCCACACCCAGGCGUCCGUGUCCAAGGUCCCCUCUCAGAGCAUCGGCAUGACGCAGUCGUACCGCGCACCCGAGUGCGAGACGCAUCCGAACAUUACGCAGGCCUACGACCUUUGGUCACUGGGUUGCGUCCUGCUGCAGUUCGUCACGUGGUACAUGCAAGGCUGGGACGGCGUUGAUGCCUUCUCCAUCAGUCGCAUGGGGGGCUCGCUGCACGAAGUCUUAGGUUGGCACGUAUCCGAGGACACCUUCUUCCACCUAAUCACCCAAGACUUCAAGAAGAAGCCCAUCGAUCACCCCGCCGUCAAAAAGGCUAGUAGCACCCACCCCCUGCCGUCCUGUCCUGUCUUGCUUGCAUUAAUUGGCUUGGCUGCCCCCGUUAACACGUUUCUGUAG